AUUCCUUGUCUGACAGCGUUCUUCUAGUGUCUGAAAAAAUUCAUAAGUUAAUGUGCAUCAUUCGAGCUAGUGAAGAAGAACAAGACUAACUAACAAACAACAAUGGAAGGAACUUGUUUUCUCCGUGGGCAACCAACUCUCACAACAAUACCCUCUAUUCCCAGCAGAAAAGGAUUUCUUCUCCAAAGAUGGAAGACCAAUCGGAUUGUCAGGUUUUCAGGUUUAGAGAAUCACUCGGUUUCUGGGGGAAAGUCCAGGUCUUUCGAUCUUAGCCUCAGGGCUUCAGGUCCUAUAAGAGCAAGCUCUGCAGUAACAGAAGCAAGCCCUACGAACGUAAAUUCCAAAGAAGAAGACCUUGUCUUUGUUGCCGGUGCUACUGGUAAAGUUGGUUCUAGAACUGUGAGAGAACUACUGAAGCUCGGAUUUCGGGUUAGAGCUGGAGUUCGAAGUGCUCAGAGAGCUGGAAGUCUUGUGCAAAGUGUUAAGGGAAUGAAGCUCCAGAACACUGAUGAAGGAACUCAACCUGUAGAAAAGCUUGAAAUUGUGGAAUGUGACUUGGAGAAGAAAGAUUCGAUAAAGCCUGCAUUGGGAAAAGCAUCGGUGGUUAUAUGCUGUAUUGGUGCUAGCGAGAAAGAGAUCUCUGAUAUUACCGGCCCUUACAGGAUUGAUUACCUUGCCACCAAAAACCUUGUUGAUGCUGCAAAAUCUGCAAAAGUUAAUAACUUCAUUUUGGUGACAUCCUUGGGGACAAAUAAAUUUGGAUUUCCCGCUGCUAUUCUCAACCUAUUCUGGGGAGUUCUUUGCUGGAAGAGAAAAGCUGAAGAAGCGUUGAUUGAAAGUGGUCUCAAUUACACAAUAGUUAGGCCUGGAGGAAUGGAGAGGCCCACCGAUGCAUACAAAGAAACUCAUAAUCUAACUCUUUCUUUAGAUGAUACUUUGUUUGGUGGUCAAGUCUCAAAUCUCCAGGUUGCAGAAUUGCUCGCUUGUAUGGCAAAGAAUCCUCAACUUUCUUGCUCCAAGAUUGUGGAAGUGGUUGCUGAAACAACUGCUCCAUUAACUCCAAUGGAAAAGCUUCUUGAAAAGAUUCCUUCCAAACGUCCUUAUAUGCCUCCACCAAAGGCAUCAGUUGCAGCCAAAGAGGUCAAACCAGUCCCUACUAAGCCUGUCACUCAAGAGCCAACAGCUCCCAAGGAGGAUGAAGCACCUCCAAAAGAAAAAGAUGUGAAACCUAGGCCGCUGUCUCCUUAUGCAGCCUAUGAAGACUUGAAACCUCCAACAUCUCCUAUUCCAAGUUCGACCACAGCCAAAUCGAAGGAGGUAGAUGCCACUCAGGUUCCUGUUGAGGCCAAUGUAGUGCCAGAUAGUAUCUCAAAUGUCCUAGUAGAAGAAGAAGAAGAAGAAGUAAAGCAAGCUGUAGAAGAAGAAGUAAAGCAAACUGAGGAAAAGAAAGAGAGGCCCCUUUCCCCGUAUGCCUGCUACGAAGACUUGAAACCUCCAACAUCUCCUAUUCCAAGUUCGACCAAAUCGCUCGCUCCUGCCAAAUCGAAGGAGGUGGAUGCCACUCAGGUUCCUAUUGAGGCCAAUGUAGUGCCAGAUAGUAUCUCAAAUGUCCCAGUAGAAGAAGAAGUAAAGCAAGCUGUAGAAGAAGAAGAAGUAAAACAAGCUGAGGAAAAGAAAGAGAGGCCCCUUUCCCCUUAUGCCUGCUAUGAAAAUCUGAAACCACCUUCAUCACCCUGUCCUAAAGCUUCGGGUACCAGAAAAACUGAUUCUUUGUUGCCUGGUCCAGCCGAUUCUGAUACUGAUAAAAGCUCAACAGUUGCACCAAGUGUCACUGAGACAGCAGUUGCACCAAGUGUCACUGAGACAGCAGUUGCAACAAGUGCCCCUGAGACAGCAGUUGCGACAAGUCCCCCUGAGACAGCAGUUGCGACUAGUGCCCCUGAGACAGCAGUUGCAACAAGUGUUACCGAGACAGAAACACCAGCCACACCAAGAAUGAGGCCUCUUUCUCCUUAUGCAGUUUACGCUGACCUGAAACCACCAACCUCACCAACUCCUGCAUCAACCGGUUCCAAGGAAGCAGCAUCUGAGAUAACAGCAGCUGCAGAAGACAACUCAGAGUUGCCUGGAGGCAAUAAAGAGGUGCUGGAAACAGUUGAUGGAAGUUUGAACACUACUCCAUCUUCUUCUAUACCGGAAGCAGUACCAGUUGUUAGCAACGUAGACACUUCCAUUGCUUCAGGAGACAAUCCAGCUCAGCCAACGCCAAGACCUUUAUCACCUUACACAAUGUACGAGGACAUGAAGCCUCCAACUUCACCACUUCCAUCUCCAGUCAUCAAUCAUUAGUUAUGUGAAACGAGAAUUGGCCUCUUAAAUCCUGGAAAUUCUUCUUCUUGUUGUUAAUUACAGAUUCUAAACAUUGAGUGAGAGAGAGAUGGGGCAAUUCAGUUUUGCAGGUAUGAAUCAGUGAGCUUAUUUGUAGAGUAAUACAAUAUGCCUUAUGAGUUCUACUUUUAUUUCUCCUGUCCAACUAUCAUAUAUGGUAACCCAUUUGUUUUCUUUACCCAAAUGAGUUCUACUUUUUGUCA
Camelina sativa (false flax) is the source of this 2591-nucleotide messenger RNA. RefSeq names its product protein TIC 62, chloroplastic. Lineage: Eukaryota; Viridiplantae; Streptophyta; Magnoliopsida; Brassicales; Brassicaceae. The record is from RefSeq and is a predicted model, not a curated record.